Molecule: messenger RNA, 6809 nt
Organism: Cuscuta europaea
Lineage: Eukaryota; Viridiplantae; Streptophyta; Magnoliopsida; Solanales; Convolvulaceae
Source: the annotation of a GenBank genome assembly
GUUUCAAAGUUGUUUUGUGUUUAUAUAUACAUUGAAUAAUUAAUUUUAAAUAAUAUAUAUAUAAUAUAUAUAGGGUUUUUUCCCGAGGUGCACGAGGUCUCGGGACCCCUGGGACCCUUAGUGGGUCCGCCACUGACCACACAUCUCAAGUCAAAUAGGUGAUUGAUUUCAAUUUUUUGAAAAACUAUCAAAUAACUCAUCGUACUAAUAUUGAAAAAGUCAAUUGAAUUCUCGUAUUAUUAAAUUGUUCAAUUAAAUCCCCCGACUAUGCAAAAAAAAAUCAAUUACACUUUGAUCCGGUUGAUUACAAGCUUGGCCGGUAACUGCUUACUCGGAUGCCCAAGUGGAUUUAUGAUUUCUUUUUUCUUUCUUUUUGCUUCUUCUCCCAAGCUCUCUAUGCUCAACUAGUACGUACGCACACCUGCAACAUUUUUUUCAUUUUUUCUCUUUCAUUUCUUCUUCUUUCUUUCUUUUUAAAUUUCUUUCUUUCCUCUCUCUGGUCGUUUUGUUCUACCUGUUUCUCAAAUCUCUGCUCAUCUUCGGCGAGUUCGUCUGCCGUCUCAGGCGAGUUCGUUUAUUUCCCCGUCAAAUUCUUCCGCUUUCUUCUUUUUCGUAGGUGGCCUGGUCCCAAUUCUUCUAAGUUGGGUGUGGGAACUGAUGGAAGGCUUUGUUGGGUUAUCUUUAACCAAAAUUUUGAUAAGUUAAAACUAAUUAAAAAAGAAAAUUAUAUUUGGACAGGAUCUCGUAUAAGAACAAUAAGGAGGAUGACAAAUGAGCAAAUAAGAGUGAAGUUCAAUGUAUUAUUUGAGUGUGUUGUUCUGAUUACAAUUAGGAUGUCUUAUUUAUAGGAAGGGUAGUUAAUGUUCUCAAGACUGAUUUGUCCGUUACUGGCUAGUUGUCCGUCCGUUAUGGCGAUUUCGAAUCUGUCAUAAAGGUUGGUCAAUUACAAUUAAUAUCUUCUUUAAUCACAUUAAAGAGCCUAAUCUUUAUCUUUAUAUUAUAUUAUUAUAUAAUUAUUAUACUUCGUACUUAAUAAAGACACUACAUAUGAAGAGAAAGUUUUCCGGCUGAGUUUUUGCCACUUUUAGUCCCUCUACUAUUGUGUUAGUGAUACUUUUGGUACUCGACUUUUAAUUUUUCCACUUUUAGACCUCGACUAUUAUGCGAGAGACACUUUUGAUAUCCGUCUUUGAAAAUUUCCGUAUUUAGUCCUUCGACUUUUGUAGAAGUGACACUUUUGGUCCUUCAACUAUUGCUAUAGAGACAUUUUUAGUCCUCCACUUAUUGUGUCAAAAUCAUAAUAGAAGGACUAAAAGUGUCAAUCUGAUAAUACUCAAAGGACUAAAUGUGGGAAACUUGAAAGUAGAGGACUAAAAGUGUCUCACGAACAAUAGUCGAGGACUAAAAAUGGAAAAAUUAAAAGUCGUGUACCAAAAGUGUCACUGACACAAUACUCAGGGGACCAAAAGUGGCAAAAACUCUUUUCCGGCUCAUACAUUACUGCUGAUUUAUUUACUUUCUGGGCAUAUGUGUAAUUUCGCUGCUACUCAGAAAAAAUACGCCUUUGUUCUGCUUUUGCUCUUCUUCUUGGACCGCAACCCAGCACCAGUUCACCACCGUCUAUCGAGAGUCACCUUCUGCCGCACCAUUAAGCUCUCAUCUGUCAUCACAUGGCCACUCAAGAAAGAAACCAGCUUCAUGGAAAGGGACGAGAGAGAACUUCUACCGCAAUGUAUGGCAUGAAAUGCUUCCUCUCCUUGGAUUCAACAAGACCUAAGUCCGAUUAGUUCACCCAACAAUGGAGGAAGAAAUCUAGGGUUUCAUUUCCCUCGCAAUCAAAACUCAAAGGUUUGGUUUUAUUCCUAUUUCAUUUGGGGGAAAACGGGCCUAUUAUAUUUCCCCACAAAUGUAAACUUGGAAACUCUUAAUUUAUGAAAAAAAAACAUAUUUUCUAGAAUUAUACACUAGCAGGGCCGGACCGUAGUACAGACUCAAGAAGAAUUUUUUUAGCGUAUGUAUAUAUAUAUAUAUAUAUAUAUAUAUAUAAAAUAAUUUUCUCCCUCCCAAAAAAUAUUUUGAAUCCCCCAAAAAAUGCUUUAGCCCUCCCAUGAUGACUUUCCUGGGUCCGGCCGUGUACACUGUUCUAUUAUUACGUAGCGUUACUAAUUCCAAAGUUGAUAUUUGAUACGCUCGCGUUGAACGAUUGUUGUUGAAAUCCAGCUCAAGUGUCUUUUUUUCACUGACUUGCAAUGCUCUUUGGUAGAUGAUCAUACAUAUAGUUGUUUCAACAAUAGUUGAUCCAUGGAAGUCAACUACUGAACUACUAGAGUUUAAAUAGGGAUGAAUAAUUUUCAUUUUAUUUAGUUCAAUCAACUACAUUAUUUUGUUACGAUGAGAAAUAUGUUGUCUAAUCUGACCUUCUUAACAAAAUAUGAAGAGUCUUUCCAAAUAUUCUAGGUACAUGUAUCAUACAUUUGAUUGCAUCAUUCAACUAUAACAUUUUUGUUCAAUUAUAGUUGUCUCACAUUAGCUCUCUUUAGAGUAGUACAUAUUGCUCCUAAUAAUAGUUGAUUGUUUUCUUGAAAUCUAGGGUUUCAUUUCCCUAGCAAUCAAAACUCAAAGGUUUGGUGUUAUUCCUAUUUCAUUUGAAAAAAACGGGCCUAUUACAUUUCCCCACAAAUGUAAACUUGGAAACUCUUAAUUUAUGAAAAAAAGAUUUUUUCUAGAAUUAUACACGGGUCUAUUAUACUUAGAUUUUAGGUUUACAAAUGUGCUUCCGGGUACUAUGUUUUAUAAAAAAUAACCUCUUUUAUAAUAUUCACAACGGAAAGAGAAUCAUUCUUUGUUUCAAGAAAGCCACCAAGUGUUAUAGGCAAGAUAAAAAACAUUUAGUGUUCAUGAUAAUACCAUUUUAUGUGCCUUACUUAAGACUUCAAGUUUUUAAACUUCUGCUCUUAGUUUUUUAACAGUUUUGUUUUUAGGAAGGCGUGUAUGAGUGGUCUUAUUCCAAUCACUUUGAUGUGAUGAAUUAUAUUUCAAUGAAAGUAUAAAAGAUCACUCUUUGAUUUCAUAACAAAAAAUCUAAAAGCAUCCAUACCCACCAGUUACUCAAUGAGUUCUCUAUUUGCAUUUUUGCAUACAAAGUUGUUGUGUGUCUAUUUUUUCAAUAUUUGUAUAAACACUUAACUGGAUAUCCAAUACUUGAAAAAAAUUGUAAGAUGUCUCAUUUAUAUUUCUAGGGAUUUCCUAAGUCUUUAAAAUUCUUUUUAAGUAAAAUCCUCCUUAAAUCGCUAUGCAAUCUCAACUAUGGGUCUACAUGUUUAUUUAGAUGUGAUAGUCUGUGCGUAUGGUAGUAAUUUGUUUAUGAGUAUGGUUUUACCGGAUCAUAGGAGCCUUAACAGAUGAUAUUGGGAUCCUCUUUCAUUUGUUCCAGAUUUGCUAAUAUCACUUUGAUUUUGCAAAAAUCAUUCAUUAUCGUAAAUAAAACCUGGUUUUGUUUGACAAAACUCAUUUUUGAUAGAAUGUUUCUCUUUAAAGCUUCAUCUUUUAGAUCAAUCUUUGACUAUUUGUUUAAACUUCUUCUAUUAGUUGUUCUUUAAUAGUUUUUUUAGAAAAGUGUGUGUGUGUGAUCUUAUUUCAAUCAACUUUGAUGUGAUGAAUUCUAUUUUAAUGAAAAUAUAAGAGACCAUUUUUGUGUGGUCUUAAGUAUUUCUUGACAUAUGCUUAGUCUAGCAUAUACGGAUUUCAAAGCUAUUUUACUGUUUGUUUUAACAAACCUCCAGUGAUCAUGAAUAGUAGUGUAGUUUCACCAUAAAUAUCAAUCAGUGAGUAAGAUGAAUAUGACCUAUACUGAUAUUGAUACCUGUUUUCACCCAUCUGGUGUUAAUGAGUAAGUAUAGUAGUGUAGUUUCACCAUAAAUAUCAAUCAUGAGUAAGAUGAAUAUGACAUAUACUGAUAAUGGUACCUGUUUGCACCCAUCUUUGCACUUCAACUUGAUAUUUGUUAACCUUUUUUCACUACUUAAGGGUCAUAUUUAGUGUAACAGUCUAAGCUUCACAGUAGUGUGUUAUGAUUGUUCACUAAGUUUUUGUAAUACUAUUAUAGGAUUGGAGAGGAACCGAGUUUUGAGGGAUAAAAUAGUUCGUUGCAGUCUAUGCAUUUGGUGAUAUGAAGUAGUUAUAGUUUAUUUGUUUUAUCAGUAAACUUUUAUAUACAUCAUUUUUUAAUAUUGGUAUCUAAUAGAAAUAUUUUAGAACAUAUUUAUCUUCAAAGAUGUGUAUCAAGCAACAUUUUACUUUUGGCUAUAUCAUAGGAUUCUUAGUGAAAAAUUAGCAACUCAUGCACAUAACACAGAGCAUGUUUCCCAUGAGUUAUUUGAUAGAGUUUGCUAGCUAAUUAUGUUGAAUUCCCUAAAUGGAAUAGCAUUUUGCUAAACCCAUUUGUAAAAAGCAGGUUGGAUACACAUAGUUUUCCAUCUUCAUUUGUCGUAUCUUAUUUAUUAAGCUUAUAAUAUGAAUAAGCAAAAUCGGUGUGCUUUGUUACAUUAUAGGUUGAAAUCUACAAAACCCUACUACUAUUGUGCAUCCACAAAUUCAUCCUGUCAAUGGAUCUCCAUUUCUACAUGCAUAAAUGAAAAGGAUGACAAAGGAUGUUUUUACUUGGACUGUAAUUCCUCCCAGACCAGGCCAAACCAGACCAGAUCAGACCAGACCAAACCAGACCAGACUUGGAUAGUUAUAAAAAUACAAAGAAACCAGAUCAGCCAGACAAGACCAGAUCAGAUCAGACCAGACCAGUAAAUUAUAGUCCAAGUAAAAACAUCCAAAAUGUACACAACCAAGAAAGAAUCACCAGUAGGGUUGGCCAGUGCUCACACAAUUUGUACAUCCAGCCUGGUUCUCACCGGAUGACAAAUACUCAAGGGAGAGAGUCCUCCUAAAGUAGUGCUUUGGUCUGUUACCCACUCAGAAGCCAUCUCUAAAGUACUGGCAUGGCAUUGCUACAAUGUUGUCGUCACAAGCUCUUUGGUAGAAUGUGUUUCACAUUCGUGUUGACUACACCAAGUCACACACUGCACCCUUUUAUGUGGUUAGCUAUCAUGGAUGAGUAAUUUAAAUCUAUUCAAUUCCGCUUCGUGUACACGCAGGGUUACACGUCGGGUUACACGCCGGUCAAAUUGUCUGUAUACAGACAAUUUGACCGGCGUUUUAUGAAGAAAAUCGAUUUUCGUACAGACAAAAUAUCAAGAGUUGUCUGUAUCACAGACAUUUUAGACCUGAAUUUUUCAUAAAGUGCCUGUGAUACAGAUUUUUUUUUUGUCUGUGUGAAAAUCGGUUUUCUUCAUAAAUCGCCGCUCAAUAUGUCUGUGUAAUCGAUCAAAUUGUCUGUACACAGACAAUUUUACAGGCGUGUAACGCGGCGUGUAAAACUUGGCGUGUACAAAAGGAAUUUUCCAUCUCCUCCAUAUGAAUUGCUAUUUUAGAUUAAGGGCUCUUUUGUCAACUAUUUUUGUAUGUUUCUCCCACUUCGUAUUAUAUAGCUAUAUAGUCUGUGUUACUUCUUCCAAGAUACAUUGCAAUUUAUAGGUGUGCUUGGAGAUGUAUAGUGUCAAGUCAAUAACAGAGUAGAAAUAUGUAGUAUCUCCUUUUUUAGAAUACUUAAAUGUGAAGGGUAAAUUACACUUUUUUUGUUCGAAUUCUUUAGUUUAAAGUGUGAUUAUUGCCACAGUGUUUUAAGAAGACAAAGUAUUGUUCGUAGCAAAUAGAUAUAUCGCCCAAGUCUUAAGAUCUUUUUAGUAUUAGAAAUAAAUAAAUUAUUUUUAGUAUAGUAAAGAGUAUGAAUUACUUCCAUAGUGUAUGUAAUAGUUUUCACUUCAAAUAAUUAAUGUAAAUAUUAUUGUUGUGUUUGUGUGUCCCUCAAAUAAUUGUUGUUUCAAUUAUUUUUAGGGAGUUAGUAUUGAUAAAGGGAUAUAAGGAUGUUUUUAUUUGGAUUGUUUUUAGUCCCAGACCAGAUUUGAAUAGUUAUAAAAUACACAGAGACCAGACAUUUACCAGAGCAGAUUUGAAUAGGUAUAAAAUAUACAUAUAUCGGACAUUUACGAGACCAGUUUAUAUCAGAUCAGACCAUAAAAUUUCAAUUCAAGUAAACACAUCCUUAAAGUUAUAGAGAUUUAAUAUCAGGAAAUAUAGACUUUGUAAAUCCGUAAUAGUUAACACUUCUUAAAAGGAAAAAAAGAAAUUACUUCAAAUAGGACUAAAACUAUGACAAAAACUCAAAAUAGGACUUACUAUGUUUUUCUUUUCAAAAUAGGAUCAUAUUAGUCCUAUUGGAAACAUACCUAUUUUUUCAUUCAAAAAAAGACAUCUUUUCAUUACAUUCUUACCCUUCCUUUAAAUAUGAGUUAAUUAAAUGUUUAAUUCAUAAUAAAUUCGAAACAAAUUCAAAAAUUCGUAGAAAAAUAAUUAAAAAAUUUAUAUAAUAUUUAUAAAAUAAAAAAUUUAAAAAAAUCAAUUUUAGUUUUUUUUAAAAUUAAUAAAAAAAUAGUAAAACUCCAUAGAAAAAAUUAAAAAAAAAAUAUGGAUGCCUUUCCCACCGCCUGUACUACCUCCCUGCACCACCAUCUCCGGCCGGUGAAAAAAUGCCAUUUCCCUAAAAACUGCCAUUUAUUUCUGAAAAUGCGAAAAACGUGGCAUAUUCCUCUUUGAGAAUGCCAACAUUUUCAUUGUUUUCUGCCAUAAAUAUGACAUUCAUAAUGAACUUGGCAUUUUUUCCCCUGGUGACUAGAGGUGGUGGUGCAGAGGCGGCGGAG